Messenger RNA from Diaporthe amygdali, 657 nucleotides. RefSeq lists its product as uncharacterized. The record is from RefSeq and is a predicted model, not a curated record. Gene Ontology annotation, cellular component: membrane. Gene Ontology annotation, biological process: copper ion transmembrane transport. Gene Ontology annotation, molecular function: copper ion transmembrane transporter activity. NCBI's taxonomy places the organism in Eukaryota, Fungi, Ascomycota, Sordariomycetes, Diaporthales, Diaporthaceae. The transcript has 4 exons. Bases 1 to 657 code for a protein of 218 amino acids.
AUGGACAUGGCUAUGGGCACAUCUACCACGAUGGAAAUGGCCGCCACAGGCACCGCCUCCUCGGCCGCCGCAGCCACCAGCAGCGUGAUGUCGAUGAGCAUGGGAGGAGGCAAUUCGUGCAAGAUUUCUAUGCUUUGGAACUGGAAUACGGUCGACUCGUGCUUCAUCUCUAGCUCAUGGCACGUCACGAGCAGCGGCAUGUUCGCGGGAUCGUGCAUUGGCGUCCUGCUGCUAGUCAUGCUGCUCGAGCUGCUGCGCAGAAUGGUCAAGGAGUACGACGCUCUUCUCGUCCGUAAGCAUUCCACCAGCGCCAACAAUAACACAUACGUCACGGCCGCUACUGCCGGCCAUGCCCAGCAGGUGACCAAGGAGAGCGGCGGGAGCAAGGACGACCUGCACGUGCGGCCCGUCAGCGCCGCCCCGUCUGGUCGCUUCCGGCCGACUGUGCCCGAGCAGGCUGUCCGCGCCUUGCUGCACACGUGCCAGUUUGCUGUGGCUUACUUUGUUAUGCUGCUGGCCAUGUAUUACAAUGGAUACAUCAUCAUCUGCAUAUUCAUUGGGGCAUUCCUAGGUUCUUUCGUCUUUCACUACGAGUGGAUGGGAGUAGAUGGCAACCAGACAAGCGCUUCUCGUGAAGCCACCGUGUGCUGUGGCUAG